Messenger RNA from Melitaea cinxia (Glanville fritillary), 394 nucleotides. Its product is annotated as chymotrypsin-1-like. The transcript has 2 exons. NCBI's taxonomy places the organism in Eukaryota, Metazoa, Arthropoda, Insecta, Lepidoptera, Nymphalidae. Gene Ontology annotation, biological process: proteolysis. The coding region runs from base 66 to 305 and encodes 79 amino acids. The record is from RefSeq and is a predicted model, not a curated record. Gene Ontology annotation, molecular function: serine-type endopeptidase activity.
UUUUGUACCUUAAAACGAUAUCUCCACUACAGUGUGUAUUGGGUGUUAGGCUGGCUUCCUUCUUGAUGGGCUGGGGAUAUAAUCCAGUUGAUCCUAGUUUGGAAAUAUGUACUAUACAUUUUAAGGGACACGGAAUGUGUUAUGGUGACUCGGGCAGUGCGUUAGUGGAGGCUGAGACUGGCAAACAGAUUGGCAUCGUGUCGUGGGGAUUCCCCUGCGCGCUCGGAGCCCCCGACAUGUUCGUGAGGGUCAGCGCCUACGAAGACUUCCUGAAAGACGCUCUCGAGGAACAUAUUGAACAUUAGCUAUGAUUAUAUUAUAUGAUAGUUAUGUAAAAAUAUUGAUCGUAUUGUUACUGUUAACUUGUUAUAUGCUAUUAACUUAUUUUUGACAC